CACCGCCGCCCCUUCCUCUCUACUCCCUCAUUUUUCCAUCUUCCUUUUAGUUCUUCCUUCAUUUCUAUUUAUUCCCUUUUUUUCACUUCCUUCUCUUCGUCUACCCUCCGCCGCCGCCGAAGAUCCGCCGCUGCCUCCCGAUCAAAUCUCCGUUCUGGUUGAAGGAUCUUUGAUCGAUUACAGAUAAUGGCUGGUGAAGAACCUGUAGCUGUGGAGGCUGCUUCUGCCCCUGUUCUUGGUGAGCCAAUGGAUAUAAUGACUGCCUUACAGCUUGUGCUCAAAAAGUCACUGGCCCAUGGAGGUCUUGUUCGAGGCCUUCACGAGGGUGCAAAAGCGAUUGAGAAGCAUGCUGCGCAGCUGUGUGUGUUAGCAGACGAUUGCAACCAAGCGGACUAUGUUAAACUGGUUAAAGCACUGUGUGCCGACCACAAUGUGAACCUAGUAACUGUUCCAAGUGCAAAGACUCUUGGGGAAUGGGCUGGUCUGUGCAAGAUUGAUUCUGAAGGAAAGGCUAGGAAGGUUGUUGGAGCCUCCUGCGUUGUCGUGAAGGAUUUUGGAGAGGAAAGCGAAGGCCUCCACAUUGUUCAGGAGUACGUGAAAUCUCACUGAGAGGCAGUCGACUCAAAUGCUAUGAAACGGUGCUCGAAGGAAAGUGCAAGCAUUGGAAACCCUUCCAUUCAGUAUGCUUUAGAUAAUUAAUUGUUUUAUUUAGACAGUUUUGAUUUAUUUAUGUAAUUCAGUGCCAUUUGAUCUAAUUAGGGUUGUUUCGAUUAAUGCCAUUUGAAUCUUUUACUCCCUAAUUUGAUAGACAUUUCUUCAAGUUGUGGCUAUUACCUCUUUUUAUUAGUUGCUGACUUUGUAAUCCCUCUAAGAUUUAAAGAUUUCAGCCAUUUUUGGAA
Messenger RNA from Andrographis paniculata, 899 nucleotides. Its product is annotated as 40S ribosomal protein S12-like. Gene Ontology annotation, molecular function: structural constituent of ribosome. Gene Ontology annotation, cellular component: ribosome; cytosolic small ribosomal subunit. Gene Ontology annotation, biological process: translation. The transcript has 5 exons. The record is from RefSeq and is a predicted model, not a curated record. Lineage: Eukaryota; Viridiplantae; Streptophyta; Magnoliopsida; Lamiales; Acanthaceae. The coding region runs from base 187 to 609 and encodes 140 amino acids.